CUGUUGUUGAGGUAUUCCCUUUCAUUUGGUUAGGACUUGGCGAACAGGCUGACGUCAGAACUGGUUACUUUAUAAUAGUCUACUAGCAACAACUUGACGCAUUCAGUAUUCAGUCUGACCAGUGCCUGCUCUUACUGGCUAUGGACUCUGUAACGAUUACUGCACUACUGUGUGCCGUGUUUGCUGUGUUGGGAGACUGCAGGCCUCAAGACUUCGCUUUCCCUGGAGGAACAGAAAGACCUUCUAGAUUUCCACUCAGGCCUGGUGAACCACCGUUUCGCCCAACACGGCUACCGACUCGUCCCACAACACAAUCUCCUCGUCAAGAUACUGUAACAUCAUCAUCAUCAAAUUCCACCACCACCAGGAUACCACCCAGAGAUCCAGGAAACCGAAUAGUUUACAUAGUAUCCUGCCCAUGCCAGUUCACCUAUCAGUACAGCCCAGUAUGUGGCACCGAUGGUCAGACUUAUGGCAAUAUGGGGGUACUACAGUGUGCUAAAACUUGUGGAACAGAUGUUGAUGUUUACCUGGUUGGGGCAUGUGGAAGGAAUAAUGGCUGACAUCCAUCUGUCAGAAGACCAAGUCAAUGGUACCUACAUUGGUGGAAAUUUGUGAUAAUAGUUUAAUUAUUUUUACCACUUUAGUUGUAAAUAACAAUUUUGAUACAACUUACUAACAUAUUUUAAGCAUGUACAAAUUUACGUUAAAUAAAUUAUUAUUAUUAUUAAUA
Molecule: messenger RNA, 733 nt
Organism: Homalodisca vitripennis (glassy-winged sharpshooter)
Lineage: Eukaryota; Metazoa; Arthropoda; Insecta; Hemiptera; Cicadellidae
Exons: 4
Coding region: 141-563 (140 amino acids)
Molecular function (GO): serine-type endopeptidase inhibitor activity; protein binding
Source: RefSeq, a predicted model, not a curated record